Molecule: messenger RNA, 503 nt
Organism: Aspergillus heteromorphus CBS 117.55
Lineage: Eukaryota; Fungi; Ascomycota; Eurotiomycetes; Eurotiales; Aspergillaceae
Exons: 1
Coding region: 166-462 (98 amino acids)
Source: RefSeq, a predicted model, not a curated record
GGUGAGGUUCGGGUGAGAAGGGUUGGGUUGGUGAGAAUGGUGGGUGGGAUGCGAGGGUGGCGGUCGUGGGAGUGGUAGCGGUUGAUCGUGUGAGGUGUCGUAAGGAGGGAUGUUCAAGGCCCGCCGAAUUUAUAUCGACGCCACGGAAGCUUCUCGAGCCCUGGGAUGGCGGAGUCAGAGGGGCGAGCGACGCUAGGCCGCUUCGGGGUUAGGGCAACUGACAUCAUGCCCCCGGUCGAUUGUACCCGUUCCGUUGGUUGGGUUGGGUUGGGUAUAGUGAUUGUGAUUGUGACCGAGAAGGUGAUCUUGAGGGUUCUUCUGCGAAAGGGGAUUGGUUGUGGAUGCGUGGGUUCUCGGUUGGGCGACUCUGGAGAUGGUGACUGUGAGGGUUUGUCUGGGACGGUCUGGUCAUGCCAUUGCAGUCAUCGUUGUUUGUUCUGGCGGGGUCCCGCUUGGGUUUAGCGUGUUGGCCUGCAGGCCUUCUUCACCAUCUCUUGCUUUCG